Lotus japonicus is the source of this 1409-nucleotide messenger RNA. Its product is annotated as disease resistance protein RUN1-like. The transcript is spliced from 3 exons. Gene Ontology annotation, biological process: signal transduction. NCBI's taxonomy places the organism in Eukaryota, Viridiplantae, Streptophyta, Magnoliopsida, Fabales, Fabaceae. Bases 75 to 1136 code for a protein of 353 amino acids. The record is from RefSeq and is a predicted model, not a curated record.
AACAUUAACAUAUCCUGCUAUAGGUACUGGUAGUAACGAACGACAGGUGUUCAUUUAAUAUUUACGAUUGAUCGAUGUUGAAUGAAGGUGCAGAUGCCAUUGAUGAACUCAGCACGACAAGGACACAAAGAUACGAUGUUUUUCUUUCUUUUUGUGGGGAAGACAGUGGCUCCACCUUCACCGGUAAUAUCUAUAAUGCUUUGCGCCAGAAGAGAAUCAAGACCUUCUUCCAACCUGAAAAUGAUGAUGGCGAGCCGACUUCACUUUCUGUUGACAAAGCAAUUCAAGAAUCAAGGCUCAUAAUUGUUGUUUUCUCCGAACACUAUGCAGUCUCUGCAUCGUGUCUCAAUGAACUUGUCAAGAUUGUUGACGUUAUGAUAAUGAACAAUCAGCUGGUUUGGCCCGUCUAUUACGGCGUGGAAGCCCCGGAAAUAAGGCAUCAGCGAGGUAGGUAUGGUGAAGCCAUGGCUAAGUUUGAAGAAAGAUAUGAAUUUGAGAGGGUGCAAAAAUGGAGGAACGCUUUGUUCAAAGUCUCCGGGUCAAAAGGAUGGGCUUACUACCAAGAUGUGUAUGAAUAUAAGUUCAUUCAAGAAAUUGUGGAAUCAGCCGUCCAAUCGUUAUCACGCUUUGAUAUUUUUCUUAGUUUUAGUGGGGAAGAUACACGAUAUUCCUUUACAGGAUUUCUCUAUCAUGCUUUGCGCCGAGAGGGGUUCAAAACCUUUAUGGAUGAUGAGGGACUGGUGGGUGGAAAUGAAAUUGCAAAAUCUCUUCUUGAUGCAAUUGAAAAAUCAAGGCUUUCCAUUAUUGUUUUUUCUGAGAAUUAUGGAUAUUCCUCAUGGUGUCUUGAUGAACUCGUGAAAAUUGUUGAAUGCAUGGAGACUAAGAAACAAUUGGUUUGGCCCAUAUUUUACAAAGUUGAAAAGUCGGAUGUAACCAGUCAAGAAAAUAGUUAUGAGCAUGCCAUGAUUGGACAUGAAAAGAAUUAUGGAAAGGACUCAGAUGAAGUGAAAAAAUGGAGGUCAGCUUUAUCUGCAAUGGCCAAAUUGGAAGGACAUAAUGUCAAAGAAAAUAAGUACGAAUAUGAAUUCAUAAAAAAGAUUGUAGAAAAGGCCAUUGCUAUUGAAAAUCACAUGUGAUACCAAGUCCUUGCUCGAAUGACAACUAGAAGCUUGUACCAAAAAAAAAAGAAUGACAACUAGAAGGAAGACUUGAGUUUUUCUUUCAUUAAAAGUGCCUUCGAAGCAUGGAGCCAACAAGUGGUGAUUAAUUUUACAAGCAAUUACCGUAUUAUUAGAAAUGAAUAGCAAUUGUGAACUAAUAGGGAAGACCUCCGGUUCGAUCAUGGUUAAACCAAUAAAUUGUGAACUAGUAUUUUUACCGGUUUAAUGAUUGGUUUGGUUUUUUAAACA